AUCAUUAAUGAAGGCCUCUGAUUGGUCGAAUACCUGAGGAGAAGCGGACCUAGUGUAAAGGUCAGAGGUCAUAGAGACGCUGAUCAGCUAACAUGCUAACACUGCAGUGUUCCCUGGAGCAUCUGGAGCGGCUAACUGCUGCUGCGUUUCCGGCAAUUAAACUUUCUCUUCCUGUUUUUUAUUCACGUCACAGCUACAAACCUUCUCCAGUGUAUCCGCUCAGAGUGAGACCUCCUGUGUUCCUUCUCUCUCUGGGACUCACUGACCGACGGACGCAGCCUCGGCCGCUCUCACCCCGCACAUCGAAGCUGAUCAAUCGAUACCGGAUCGAUCGACUGUGACGUCGCGGUCUAUCAGAACCGGCGCGUGGUCUGCAGCGAGUGAUGACAUCAUUGCGUGAGAGUCCCGAUCCUUCCCUCGUCAGCUGAUCGAUCAUUUAUCAGGUUCCCCCACUGCUCCUGUUGCUCCUGGUCCCAUCCAGGAUGCUGCCAGCCUCCAUCCAGAUCACAGGGGAGCAACUAUCGGCGGCCGAGGUUCAGGACAUCUGCGAGAGUCUGAAGGAGGACAGCGUGCGUCUACUGUCCAUCCGAGGCUGCCAGCUCUCCGAUCGUGACUUUGGACGAAUCUGUCGCAGCGUUGCUGAGUCACGCUCGCUCGCUCAGCUCAACCUUAAUCUGGGUGUGGUCUCCAGCAUCAGCAGAACCCGACACCUAGCUGAUGCCAUGAGCACCAACCGAUCCCUGCAGACCCUGUUUCUCCAUGGCAGCCCGCUCUUGGAUGCUGGCCUGGUGACCCUGAACUCGGCGCUGUCGACCCACCCGGCCCUGGUCUGUUUGGAUCUAGGAGACUGCAUGCUAGGAGAUGAGGCGCUGGGUCUGAUCUGCGGGAUGCUGCCCCCUGAUGGAGCAAAGUCAGGUAACAAACACCACCUGGUACCAUCUCCCACAACAUCUGUGUGUGUGUGUGUGUGUGUGNCUGUGGCUCACAGCUCUCAGCUCCGAGUACUCAACCUGGACUACAACCUGCUGGGUGAUCAGAUCGCUGGGAUGUUGGCAGUUGCUGUGGCGUCCAGCAGAACCCUGGAGGUGUUGGACCUGGAGGGAACCGGACUGACCAACCAAUCAGCACAGGUUUUCCUCGACAUGGUGGAGAACUACCCAACCUGCCUGCGGGUUCUGGUUCUGGCAGAGAACGACAUCAGUGCGGAGCUGCAGCAGCAGAUCUGCGACCUCCUCUCUGAGGGAGACGAUGACAGAGAGGCCCCGCCCUUCGUAAUAGGCGCCAACCCAAGCAGUGCCCUGAUGUCAAUCAGAGACAAGUACCAACCAAUCAGAGACAAGUACCAGCCCCCCACCUGGCUCCCCCACAGCAACUCCAGCCCGGAGAUGGUCCUCCUGACAUCAGGUUUAGGUGAGAGCUUAUUGGACGAGACUGAGAUGUGACCCCUCCACAGACACACCCACUUCCUGUUUUCACUUGGUUUGAUUUGUUUGUAGUUUUGGGGUUUGAAUGUUUGUUUCUGCACUGCACUUCUCCGGGUUGUCAGAUCAUAUGAUCACUAGCAGCCAAUCACAUGCCACUGCAUGGUUUGAUGUAGCACCUGUACGUAGACGAGCAGCGGCACCAAAACUCAAUGCAUCAAAUGACUUCACCUGUGAUCAGGCUCCGCCCACAAAUGCUACCUGCGGGAGCUCAGGCUAAAAAAUCCUCCGACCAUCUGUUGUCUGAGUCAUCUGUCUCUCUCCAGCUCCUCCUAGUGGAGAACAGGUAUUUGCUCUCAGGGCUGAUGGGAAAUGUAGUCCAUGCAGAGCCUGAACCUUCAGGAUGUGACCUAAACAGCUGACUGAACUUAAAUAUGAAGUUUGACUGUUUAAAGUCAAAAGGACGACAAUGCUCAUCGGUGUCUUUGAUGAAGAUUUUGUCAACUGGAGUUUCUGCAGGUAAACAGAAACCGAAUGUUUCUGAUGAAUGUAUCUUCUGUUUGUUCUGC
Paralichthys olivaceus (Japanese flounder) is the source of this 1990-nucleotide messenger RNA. The record is from RefSeq and is a predicted model, not a curated record. Lineage: Eukaryota; Metazoa; Chordata; Actinopteri; Pleuronectiformes; Paralichthyidae.